GUCUGGGCCCCGAGCCGCCGCGUCCUCGCCUGGCGGCUGCGGGUGGGGGCGCCUCGGAUUGAUCUCCUGAAACUUAACUUUCAAGAUGAAGUUUUUAUUGGCGAUUGCCUUUUUUAUUUUAAUUUCCUUAUGGGUUGAAGAAGCUUAUUCUAAAGAGAAGUCUUCAAAGAAAGGGAAGGGGAAAAAGAAGCAGUAUCUAUGCCCAUCCCAGCAGUCAGCCGAGGACCUUGCCCGAGUACCUGCCAACUCUACUAGCAAUAUCUUGAAUAGGCUAUUGGUCAGUUAUGAUCCCAGGAUAAGACCAAAUUUUAAAGGCAUUCCUGUUGAUGUAGUAGUCAACAUUUUUAUCAACAGUUUUGGAUCUAUUCAAGAGACAACAAUGGACUAUAGAGUUAACAUCUUCUUGAGACAGAAAUGGAAUGAUCCCAGGCUGAAGCUCCCAAGUGAUUUUCGGGGCUCGGACGCACUGACGGUGGAUCCCACAAUGUACAAAUGUCUAUGGAAACCUGACUUAUUUUUUGCAAAUGAAAAAAGUGCCAAUUUUCAUGAUGUGACCCAGGAAAAUAUCCUUCUUUUUAUUUUUCGUGAUGGAGAUGUUCUUGUCAGCAUGAGGUUAUCUAUUACUCUUUCAUGCCCUUUGGACUUGACCUUGUUUCCCAUGGAUACACAACGUUGCAAGAUGCAACUGGAGAGCUUUGGCUAUACAACUGAUGAUUUACGAUUUAUCUGGCAGUCAGGGGAUCCUGUUCAGUUAGAAAAAAUCGCCUUGCCUCAGUUUGAUAUUAAAAAGGAAGAUAUUGAAUAUGGCAACUGUACAAAAUACUAUAAAGGCACUGGGUACUACACCUGUGUGGAAGUCAUCUUCACCCUGAGGAGACAGGUCGGCUUUUACAUGAUGGGUGUUUAUGCCCCAACCUUGCUGAUAGUGGUUCUCUCCUGGCUCUCCUUCUGGAUCAACCCAGAUGCAAGUGCUGCCCGAGUGCCCCUGGGUAUCUUCUCGGUACUCAGCUUGGCCUCUGAGUGUACAACCCUUGCUGCCGAACUUCCCAAAGUAUCCUACGUGAAAGCUCUUGAUGUAUGGCUCAUUGCUUGUCUUCUCUUUGGGUUUGCUUCCCUGGUGGAGUAUGCUGUCGUCCAGGUGAUGUUGAAUAACCCCAAAAGAGUUGAAGCAGAAAAAGCCAGAAUUGCUAAGGCUGAGCAAGCAGAUGGAAAAGGUGGAAAUGCCGCUAAAAAGAAUACUGUCAAUGGUACAGGCACUCCUGUUCACAUUAGCACUUUGCAGGUAGGAGAGACAAGAUGCAAAAAGGUGUGCACUUCCAAGUCUGAUCUGAGGUCUAAUGACUUCAGCAUUGUUGGAAGCUUACCAAGAGAUUUUGAAUUAUCCAAUUAUGACUGCUAUGGAAAACCUAUUGAAGUCAACAAUGGGCUUGGGAAAUCUCAGGCGAAGAACAACAAGAAGCCGCCGCCUGCCAAACCUGUGAUUCCAACAGCAGCAAAGCGAAUUGAUCUUUAUGCGAGGGCAUUGUUUCCUUUCUGCUUCUUGUUCUUCAAUGUUAUAUAUUGGUCUAUAUAUUUAUGAUAAAUCUUUCUGAUUUGUGUAAAAUAAAAUGCCAUUUCAUUGUGACCGGCUUCCCUCAUAAAUGCCAAUCUGAGAAAUUUUGCAUUUUCAUAGCAAUAUAUUGCAUUUUGGAUGCCAUUUGAUUGUAAUAAAAAUGUGGCACCUUACUUUUGAAUGGCAGCAUGAUCUUGUUACUUCUGUGCUCUACUAAUGAUGUAUAUAUGUAUAGCGAACACAUUGCUUUAAGAAUAAAUGAAGGAUAAGCAUACUACAUAAAAUAAAAUCCAAACAAUUCUCUUCAGUUAGUGUAAAUUGCAGAUACUUCAGAUGAUUCUCAUAAUAAAAUGAUGUGCACGCUGGAUCCUGUUAUGGUCACCAUUCUAAUGUAUGUAGAAUUUCAAAUUUCCUUCCUUGUAACUUUCAGAGAAAACCAUCUUAAUAUUGUAUAAUUUUAGAUGAUAUUAUCACAGAUUAAGCAAAAUUAUAUUACAUAUUAUUUAAACUUUGUAAGUAGAAACAUAUCAACUAUAAUUAUGUGGGCUCUGUGGAGAAAUAAAGUUCAAAAAAUUACUAAUUUGCAAAAUCAGCUCAUUUUAAAGUGUGCCUGUGUUGUCAAAAUGCCAGUUUAUGAAACACAGAGAGCAUUUUUGAAACAAAGGGAAAUCUAGAUUUAUGUAAAUUCAUACUGAAUUCUGACUUCUGAGAAAAAUAAAGGAUAGAUACAUUGAUUAAAUAUUUCUGGUAAAAGAAAGUCUAUUUAAUCCACGUUAAAGCCUAAAUAUAUUUUCAUGGAUUUCAUUUUGUUGAUACAGAAUAUACAAAAUCAUUGUGCCUUAAAGAAUCAUAAAUAUUUUAAAUUGGAAUAUAAUAAUGGAUAUGUGAUUUCACAUAAUUUUUAAGAAAUGAAGAGGAAAAUACACUAUUACUGGAAAUAACUUGAGUUUGAGGGGAAAAAUCAUGGGAGGAUUUUAAUUUCUUUAUUAAAAUGCUUACUUUUUUUAAGUAAAAUUGACUUUUUCUGAAUUCAUUUCUUUUUUUAUUUGAAUACUUUUUGGAUUUGCUAUAAAACAUUUAAAGAUUAAGUAUGUAAUAUCUUUGUUUAAGUUAGGUCUUACUGCUAGUUGUAUUUUCUUUCUUGUCAGAGGUCUAGACUUUUUAGAUUUAUUUACAUUGAUCUUGUUUGAACCUGAAAAUAGGCACUUGAUGAUCUAUAAGUCUCCUGUUUCCUAGUGAUAUCAAUCCAGUGUAACUUUUUUAUUUCUCCAUAGCAGAAAUUGGAAUUAUCCAUAAUUCAUAUAACACAAGCAUAAGACCAAGUAAGUAUAUUUACAUUAUUUAGAGAGUUUUGUUGGAGCUGAGAGUUUAUAUGGUCAAUUCAAUGAUAAAAUGUGUUUAAAUAUUGUUUAUGCAAAUUGAUAUAUGUAAUUCAAUGCUAUUUCAUUAAAGACUUUAAUUUUUUAAAGAUUUUCAUUGAUUACCAAAUUUUUAAAAAAUAAGAUGUAAUCUAAUCCUCUGCAGUCCUUCAGCACCCCCUAGCUGCAAAAUUUAGCCAUCUGAAUAGUUAUAAAAUGCCACAACUAACCCCACCAAUGGACUUGAAUAUCCUGCGGGGACCCAGGGCAGUAACAUUUUAAUGGAACUGUGAUGGGGGGAAAAAAAGCCUUGAGUAGAACUUAAACCAUUUAAAAUUUUUACUUAUAAAAAUUAGAUUUGAUUAUAAUACA
Molecule: messenger RNA, 3282 nt
Organism: Neogale vison (American mink)
Lineage: Eukaryota; Metazoa; Chordata; Mammalia; Carnivora; Mustelidae
Gene: GLRB
Product: glycine receptor beta
Exons: 10
Coding region: 86-1579 (497 amino acids)
Biological process (GO): nervous system process; chemical synaptic transmission; regulation of membrane potential
Cellular component (GO): synapse; neuron projection; postsynaptic membrane
Molecular function (GO): extracellularly glycine-gated chloride channel activity; transmembrane signaling receptor activity; neurotransmitter receptor activity
Source: RefSeq, a predicted model, not a curated record